Arctia plantaginis is the source of this 282-nucleotide messenger RNA. Lineage: Eukaryota; Metazoa; Arthropoda; Insecta; Lepidoptera; Erebidae. The record is from the annotation of a GenBank genome assembly.
AUGUGUUACGGGUCCGACAAAAAAUAUUGCGGCAGAAACCUGGCGAGGGCGCUAGCUCUGUAUUGUUUCGAAGUCAACGUUGUGAAGAGGUCCGAGGGUACCAUGUACGGUUCAAUUCUUGCCCCCUUCUAUAAGGAACUAGAGGAACCCGGAUUUAGGUUGCUGUGGCCCCAUUUCAAAACAAGGUCCUUGGCGCUCCCUUCGAAGGGUAAACGGCUCGUUGUUGAGGAAUGCUGCAACAAAAUAUGCUCAAUUGCUAAGUUGCAAUCUUUCUGUUACUAG